AUGACUGGCAUCUUGUGCACAUCAUAUUAUCUCUUGCAGGAUGAGCCAUCUACACUUGAGGGACUUCAAGAGUACCGCGAGUCUCCUAACGUGAGCCGCUUCACCUGUAAGACGUGCGGUUCCCACGUCCUGGCUCAAGUGAAACCUAGCGGACGAUUUUUAGUGGCCUCGGGUGUAUUAGUAGCGGGAGACAUUCCGAGGGUACAGUCAGUUCAGCACUGGCAGGUCAAGGACACUGAUGAUGGUGGGUUGAGCACAUAUUUGCCCGGCUGGCCAACAACGGACGGUGGCUGCAGACUGGAGGUUCUUUCGGGACAGCCUGGAAGCACCGCCAGAUCUCAUUCGCAACGGCGCAUGCAUGAUCCAUCGAAAUCACAAACUCAGCUGCAGGCACGCUGUCAUUGUGGAGGGAUUGAAUUCUACAUCACCCAGCCAGACUCAUCAUCGACAAAGGCUUGGUCACCUUUCGCUGACUUGCUUAUCCCGUACCACACCGGAUCUGGAAAUAACCCUGAUGAUGUCAAAUGGUGGUUGCGAAAUGGAAACACCAAGUAUCUUGCAGGUACCUGCACGUGCGAAUCCUGCCGACUGGGGUGCGGCUUUCCCAUUCAGCCCUGGGCAUUUGUACCAAAAGCCAACAUUUUCAAUGCGGAUGGAUCUCUACUGAAAUUUGAAGGUAAGACCAUGCGGCGAUACAAUAGCUCCCCGGGUGUGUAUCGGGAGUUCUGUGCAGUUUGUGGAGCCAAUGCAUUCUGGCAUUGUGCUGAACGGCCGGAAUUGAUCGAUGUGAGUAUCGGAUUGGCUUAUGGUCAUGGUGCACUUGCAAAGGACUUCCUAGAAUGGGCUCCUGACCGCGUUAGUUUUGCGGAGAUGGCCAUUCAAACGGAUUUGGUCAAACUACUGGAGGAUGGGUUAAAAAGGUUGUCCGCCCAUUGA
Molecule: messenger RNA, 936 nt
Organism: Penicillium maclennaniae
Lineage: Eukaryota; Fungi; Ascomycota; Eurotiomycetes; Eurotiales; Aspergillaceae
Exons: 1
Coding region: 1-936 (311 amino acids)
Molecular function (GO): carbon-sulfur lyase activity
Source: RefSeq, a predicted model, not a curated record